AUGGCGGCAGGAGGAGUUGAAGUUUCCCGAAGUUAUGUUGCCGUUGAUCGUGCUCGUGAUUUUUACUCACGUCAGGGUGGUAGAGACGGUGAUAGGCGUCAAACCAGACGACCCAACGAGCCAGAUCGCAGGUGGAAGGAUGGUAGACGUGAUUCACCAAGGGGACCACGUUUGGCUUCACAAAGAGGAGAAACCCGAGAGGAAGAAGGUGCUCAGAGACACCCUGAGAAGAGGAGGAAGUGUUCUCCUGUCGCAUUGGAGAGAGAAGGUAAAGUUGUUCGAGCUCCACUUAGUGAGAAGACCAUAAUUCCCAACCAGAUUGUUGAUGUGGCUGCUUCCAGGAAGAUUUCUUCUGAGGAUCAGGUCCGUGUUCUGUCACCAAUUUCAGUGCCGCCUGUAAAAGCUCAAUCUUUUGGCCAACAUCCUUUUGAUGAUCUUGAGGAGGGCCAGUUGGAGGAUGAGCAGGUGGUUCAGGCACCGAAUAUUGCUACUUCUAAAUGGGCGACUUGUUUGGAAUCCCCAAAGGAGGAGGAUUUAAUAACUGAUGUUGUCAGGAUUAGCAGAUGGACUAGGAGCAGUUUGUCUCCUGAGAGUGGGGAAUUGCAAGUUGAGGCGUCUGAAGAACGACAGUCCAAUUCAUCUGGACGUCGCAGCAGCGUAGAAUUCCUUCGUGCUCAUGAACAUUCAGAGCAUGAGUUGGAGGGCCGUAUUGAUAUGGAUGUUGGUGAAGCAGAGUGUUCUACUUCUGAUUUUAAUGACUCAGAAGUUGAUGAAGCAGCUUCCUCGGAGGGAGGCUUGAGCAUGCUAUCUGGUAGCAGAGAUGUAAACGAAUAUCAGAAGCUAAGUAAGAUUAAUGAAGGCACUUAUGGGGUUGUCUACAAAGCCAAGGACAGGAAAACCGAGGAGAUUGUGGCACUCAAAAUGAUCAAGAUGAACAUGGAAGAUGAAUAUGGAUUCCCGUUGACAUCUUUGAGAGAAAUUAACAUCCUUUUGUCUUGCAAUCACCCUUCGAUUGUGAACGUCAAGGAAGUUGUGGUGGGAAACGGUGGUAGUGUUUUUAUGGUCAUGGAACACUUAGAACAUGACUUAAGGGCCGUAAUGGAUAGGAUGAAACAGCCUUUUAGCACCAGUGAGGUAAAAUGCCUGAUGAUACAGCUGUUGGAGGGUGUGAAAUACCUUCAUAGCAACUGGAUUAUCCACAGGGAUUUAAAGCCAUCGAAUCUUCUAUUGAACAACAGUGGGGAGUUGAAGAUAUGUGAUUUUGGAAUGGCUCGCCAAUAUGGGAGUCCUAUCAAGCCCUACACCCAGUUAGUUGUUACACAGUGGUACAGGUCCCCAGAACUUCUUCUAGGAAUAAAGGAGUAUUCUACCGCAGUUGAUAUGUGGUCAAUUGGGUGCAUUAUGGCUGAAUUGUUGUCUUUAAAACCUCUUUUCAGAGGGAAAAGUCAGAAUGACAUUGAUCAGCUUCAACAGAUCUUUGCGGUUCUCGGAACACCAAGUGAGACAAUCUGGCCUGGAUUUACGUCGCUGCCGGGUGCAAAAGCCAAGUUUCGUAAGCAACCGUACAAUUUACUGCGUAAGAAAUUUCCUGCUGCAUCUUUUACAGGAGCUCCAGUUCUUUCAGAUUUGGGAUUUGAUUUGUUGAACAGAUUACUGAAUUUUGACCCUGAGAAGCGCCUUACAGUUGACGAGGCUCUUAGCCAUGGCUGGUUCAAUGAAGUACCUCUCCAGAAAUCCAAAGAGUUCAUGCCGACAUUUCUUCCAAAGCGUUACUGA
This is a messenger RNA of Arabis nemorensis, 1776 nucleotides long. The record is from the annotation of a GenBank genome assembly. Lineage: Eukaryota; Viridiplantae; Streptophyta; Magnoliopsida; Brassicales; Brassicaceae.